Effrenium voratum is the source of this 1359-nucleotide messenger RNA. The record is from the annotation of a GenBank genome assembly. NCBI's taxonomy places the organism in Eukaryota, Dinophyceae, Suessiales, Symbiodiniaceae.
AUGGAUCUUCAAGUGCCCUGCCUGAGUGGUGUGGACUAUGUGGCAACCGAGCGCAAGAAGAUGGCAGAAGACGUUGUGAAGUUUGCCGUCGACAUCUACGUGCACGGUUGCCUUACAAAGCCCGUUUACUAUCUGAGCGAGUGGGUGCCCCUCGUUGCCCAGAUGUGUCCCCAGGCCACUUUGUCCGACUCGCAGCGGCACGAUCUCAUAGCCCGCGUGCUCUUCGAGUCCGCAACCAAGUUCGGAGGGUUAGCUUUUAAGGCGCUUCAGUACGUGUCUCUGAGGACGGACAUCCCAUCUGGCUAUCGCCGCCACUUCUGUAAGGCGCUGGAAGAAGCAAGCUUUAUCAGUGAUCCGGAUGACAUCAAGCAGGCGCUGUCGUCCGUGGACUCGUCAUUGGGUGACCUGUCGGUCGGCGAGGUGUUGAAAUCAGGAAGCAUGGCUUCAGUCCAUGAAGCGUGGCUUGAUGGCAAGCCUGCGGUGUGCAAGCUGCUCCACCAGAAGGUGUGUCAGACCUACAAAGACGACCUUGACAUAAUGGUGCACAUUGCCAAAGAAGUGAACAAGGAGGAGCUGGCAAGAGGCAUAUAUCCAUUGUUGUCUGGGUUGGCCGAGAAGUUGGAGACUGUGCUAUCAGGGGAGACAGACAUGAGGAAGGAGGCGAAGAACCAAGGCUUUGUGCGGCAGCACUUCGCGGGUUCGAGCAUUGUUGUGCCGGAGGCUGGGGUCUAUGAAAGCACGGAGCAAGUGCUUCUCAUGGAGAAGCUGGAUGGCAUUACCGGCUACGAAGCUGAGCAAAAAUGGGCAGAGGGCAAGGUGGUGGAUGUCUUCGGCCAGGCAUGGGAACGUGGAGCGGUGGCUUUGCUCGACUUUGGCCAAUGCUUCGCCAGCAGCGAUGCGCAGGUGAAGAAGUUCAUGCGCUUUUUGGGGAACUUCCCAAGCUGUGCGGAUCCAAAUCAAGACGUCAAGAUCCUUGAAUCGCUACGGAAUUUGGGUGUCGAGGUUGAGACGAGCAAAGCGGUCACCGCUGCCCGCAUUCUCUUUUUGGGCAUGGAGGGUAAGAUGUUUGCGGACAUCGGCUCCAUUGACCCCGAGGUCGUUGGCUUGGUUUUGAUUUGCCAGGCUUUGUCGAGAUUCGAGGUGUCGGCCUCCGGUGGGCGUCAAAAAGUGGGGCUGAGUGACAAAUGCGAUCACCAUCGGGUGCUGAAGACCUUCAAGCAAGUGGCCAAGGCAGGCUUCCAGGGCAAUGCUUUGCUUGGCUUGCAGGGCCAGGGCACGGUCACCUUCACGCCCGACUGCCUCAUGCUAGAGUUCCCCGGCACCAACGAAGCCACGAAGGCGGCCGCAGAUGAACUGUGA